AUGAAUAACUGAUCUGAUAGGUGGCGGGGGACCUAACAAAAAAGACCGGGGGGGGGGGGGGCGGCCAAGCUAGCAAUCUCCGAUUCAAUCCGAUGGAGCGCGUGAGAAGGGCUGCGCACGCCGGUUCCUGGUACACCGACAAUGCCAGGAAACUGGAAGAGGAACUCGAUGGUUGGCUGAGGGCAGCUGAUCUAACCAAGUCUCCUGAUGUUAGGGCGGUAAUUGCACCUCAUGCUGGUUAUUCAUACUCGGGGCGCUGUGCAGCUUAUGCUUUUGGCAACAUUGAUCCAACUAAUAUUUCUCGGGUGUUUCUGCUUGGCCCUUCUCAUCACUACUACACCCCAAAAUGUGCUCUAACCAGAGCUACUGUCUAUAGCACCCCGAUUGGGGAUUUGCCAGUAGACCAGGAAGUCAUCGAGGAACUCACCGCUACCGGAAAGUUUGAAUUUAUGGACCUUAGUGUGGAUGAAGCUGAACAUAGCAUGGAAAUGCAUUUGCCUUACCUUUCUAAAGUCUUUCAGGGCCAUACUAUAAAAGUUGUCCCUAUCCUUGUUGGUGCCCUUAGUUCCCAAAAUGAAGCCAUGUAUGGACAGCUGCUCUCUAAAUAUGUCGAUGAUCCAAAGAACUUUUUUUCUGUGUCGUCAGACUUUUGCCAUUGGGGAUCCCGGUUUAGUUAUACAUACUACGACAAGAAACAUGGUGCCAUUCAUAAAUCUAUCGAGGCCUUGGACCGUAUGGGCAUGGAGAUCAUAGAGACCGGUGAUCCCGACACGUUCAAGCAGUACUUGCAGGAGUAUGAGAACACCAUAUGUGGACGCCACCCCAUCAGUGUUUUCCUUCAUAUGUUGAAACAUUGCUCGAUGAAAAUUAAGAUUGCCUUUAUUCGCUACGAGCAGUCAAGCCAGUGCAAGAGCAUGAGGGACAGCAGUGUGAGCUAUGCAUCGGCAGCAGCGAAGGUUGAUAUACCAGGGGAAGAAGAGUACAAGGAUUGAGCGAGCUACGGUUUGUUUGGUGUAGUCGCAAAACCUUUGUGUAACGUUUAUGAUUGCACUGGAGCCGUCUAUCAAACUUUGUAGGAUAAUUGGCUCUAUGCCCGUUUGUAAUAACAGGCCCUGGUUGAAGGCCGAUCGUUGCACUAAGGAGACACCGUGAUACUAGACAAUUAGUAGAACUCUUAUUUCAGGAUGUAUUUCUCAUGUGUCUACACUAUUCUACUUACUGAGACGCAUGAGGUAUCUUAAAAGUCUUGAAUUCGGGCGAUUUUUUUGUUUUAA
This is a messenger RNA of Phragmites australis (common reed), 1274 nucleotides long. RefSeq lists its product as uncharacterized. The transcript has 8 exons. Lineage: Eukaryota; Viridiplantae; Streptophyta; Magnoliopsida; Poales; Poaceae. The record is from RefSeq and is a predicted model, not a curated record. The coding region runs from base 93 to 992 and encodes 299 amino acids.